This is a messenger RNA of Pocillopora damicornis (cauliflower coral), 3021 nucleotides long. Its product is annotated as BTB/POZ domain-containing protein 7. The record is from RefSeq and is a predicted model, not a curated record. Lineage: Eukaryota; Metazoa; Cnidaria; Anthozoa; Scleractinia; Pocilloporidae. Gene Ontology annotation, biological process: morphogenesis of a branching epithelium. Gene Ontology annotation, molecular function: protein binding.
UUACAAAGCUUAUGCCGAGUAUUCAAUGUUUUCAGCUGGUUGUUUGCUUCAGUUUCAACAACAAUACGUGAAAUUAUUCUGGAGAUUUACGGAAGACGGGAAAUACAUAGAGUGGGAUGAAUACCAUUUAAGACUUGUACAUUGGUCAGCUGAUACCUUACAUCAUGAAAUACUAUAGACAUAUCUAGUUGUGAAAGGAGAGACUUCCUGAUAAUUUGAAGUAUGGAAGGAGUGAUAGAGUAUUUUGACUUGCCCUUAAGACACCAUAAUAUCUGUUUACGGUGGAUCUGAUCAAGGAUGAAACAAAAAUUGAUGCAAAAACCUUGAUUUAUUGAUUGCAAUGGGGGGAAGCACUUCCACUUUAGAGCAGAGUUCAUCUGAACCAACCCUUGUGCGUGUGCCUCGAUAUACCUUGGAGGAGAAGAGGAAAAAACAAUCAAAAUUCAACACCCUUAAGAAAAAGCUCUCAAGGAGUAAAAGUGGUUUCAAGAGCCAUGAUCAUGGAAAAAUGCUACGAGAGUUGACACAAACAUGGACAGUUCAGGAGAUCAAUGCUUUAGUUGAAGAAUAUGAAGCAAUGAUGAAUGUAAAAGAACUAAAGAAUCAGACCAAUCUUGUAAGGCAAUCUGCGCCAAGUUUGAAGAAAGACCUUUUACGGCUUCUGGAAGAAGGGAUUUGUGCUGACACAACACUUAUAUUUGAGAACACUCAAUUCCAUGUCCACAAGGCUAUUCUUACGUGUAGAUGUCCUUAUUUCAAGGAUCUUUUAUCGCAGCAUACAGAGCAGCAUCCUGUUAUUCAAAUGGAGUUUAAAACGGAAGGAAUGACUACAGAAAUUUUUUCGGCUCUGCUAUGUUACUUGUACACAGGAGAUUUUAUGACAAAAAAAUCAGGCUUAGAAUACAUUGAUGUUCUAAUGAAUUUGGGUGAAGAGUUUGGCACACCCAAUGUUUUGGAACAGGAUUUAAACUUGCUUUUCAAAUGUGGUGAAUAUGCUGAUGUCGCCUUUGUUUUUCCUGCUCAAGACUCUUCAGACACAUACGUGGCUGCAGAUGGCAAUGCAAUUUCUGAUCAGACAUAUGAGAUUUUGUGCCAUAAAGCUGUUCUCUGUGCAAGAUCACACUACUUUAGAUCACUUUUACUCAAAUCUGACUUGGGCUCUAAUGAUUGUCUAAAGACAGGUUCUGGAGUGAAAAGACUUGUUUUAGAUGAAUCAGUGAUAACUAGGCAGUACACUCGCAUAGCUUUACAAUGCAUGUAUACGGACUCUGUGGAUCUGUCGUCUGUAGUUAAGUGGAGCUCUGAGGACAGGAAAUAUUGUUCACCCAGAACUCAUAAACUUUUGACAUCAGCAGAAAUUGCCAUGGAAGUAUUUGAAGUGGCAAGCUUUAUCGACUUACCAGUACUGAUCCAAGGCUGCGAAGACAUCAUCUUGGAGGAAUUAUCUCCGUCCACUCUUCUGCCAACGCUGGAAUGGAGUUCCCUCCCUCAUGGAUCUGACUGGGUCUACAGGCAAGCCAUGCACUUCCUACAGGAAGAAUUUGUCAACAUCGCUCAGUCUGACAUGUUUACUCUGAUGCCAAGGAAGUAUUUGAUAGAGGCACUGAAAUCUGAUUUCUUGCAGGCAUGUGAACACAAUGUUCUACUGUCUGUCAUUAAAUGGGGUGAGGCACAGGUCAUUCGUCAAAUGAAUGAACAAGAUCCAGUCCAGGACAACAAAAAGAAUGCUAAGCGACGUGACAUCGAUAACAAACAGUUGAAGAGGGUUCUAGCAGGCGUUAUCGAACAUGUGCGAAUUGGUCACGUGCUUCCCCCGCACAGCGAGCUCCUGGACGGGGUGUUCCGCAGGGGUCUUGUUGACCGGGGCAUGCCCCUGGAUAUAGGUGAAGGAAAUUUUUAUCCCAAUCUGCCUUGGAUGAGAAGAAGAGAAGAGAAGGACUUUGUCAGACCGAGGCUCUUCUUGCCUUACUUUGAAGAAGCAAAGGCCAUCCUUGAGGAACACAAAGAAGCGGAAAAAGAACUGAUCAGAAAUCGUAUGUCACGUGUACCACACAACAUGCCUGACACAUUGUAUAUGGUGGAAUCGCACAAACGAACCUACACUGCGCCAGCGAUCUUCUUCGCCUCUUCGGCAGCGGGUAGAUUGGAACGAGACGAACGACGUCCAUCAGUGGGUUUGGGCUCUAAUAGGGAUGGAAAUGAGUUGGAGAGAUACAUGAGAUGUGGAGGAAUGAACGAAGGGUCUCCCGAUGAAAGAGAACCUGCCGUUAGUAGCACGCCAGUUACAGGGAGAGAGUUUGCUCUCCCGGAUGUAGCCAUGGAGGCGCCUUCAUUUAUUCCGGAUGAUUACCUGCACAGAGGAGCGGGCUCUUCUGCUGAGAUAUACCCAGUACCAGAUGUUGCCCUACCUUCAUCUCCUACGUCCAGUGUGUCUUCGUCCUCUGGUGGAGUUCCCCCGGAAUAUUUCCAUAUGGACCAUUUGUUGGAAUCUUUAGAUGAUGACGGAACAAGUGAAAGUAGCUGACACUAUGUGGUUAAAACUCAAAUUGCCGUCAUUUUUAACCAGCAACCAAAUUAAUAUUGUCUCUUACUUUUCAACAAGUAUUCCCAAUCCUUGUCAAGAUAAAUUUAACCAAAGGUGUUAUCUUGUGACACUCGAGUGAAUCCUGCUGGACUCCGAUUGUUCGUCGAGCUCGGUUCUUAAACUUUGAAAGCCCUUGAAAACAGAAUAAUAUCCUUUAUUCAACAAUAUUGAACAAAGAUUGCGGAUAUUGUAUGCAGCGACAAUCGGGAAAAAAAAACCGUGAUUCCAUACAUCUACUGAUUGACGAGAUUUGACUCGAUUGUCUUGCCCAACAACUGACGCAAAUUUAGGGGAAGUGAUAACCUUUUGGUUUUAAAAUUAAUAAUUUCAUUUCCAGGUCUAAAAAUUUGCAUGCCAUAGGCACUGACUGGAAUGGAUUUUUGUAAGAAGAACAAACCAGAAAUAUUUCGAUGUAAGAUUAAAAAAGUGAGUCUUUA